AUGAUCAAAGCGUUUAUCGUGGUGAAUAACCACGCGAUGGUUCGACUGUGCAGAUUUUACGAACAGCUGGCUGUCGAUAAGCAAUCCGAGCUGUGUCAAACCGUGUAUAAGAUUGUCACCUCGCGUCCAGACCAUUUGUGUUCGUUCGUGGACGAUAGCAAUACCUUCGGCCCGGACACGAAGCUCGUCUACAGACACUUUGCGACUUUGUAUUUUUGCAUCCUCUCCGACCGAUCGGAAUCUGAAUUAGCCAUGCUCGAUUUGAUUCAAGUGUACGUGGAAACCUUGGACAGAGUGUUUGAGAACGUCUGCGAGUUAGACUUGAUUUUCAACUCGCCGAAAGCGUACACGGUUUUGGACGAAACCGUCGUCGGCGGUUUAGUCUUGGAAAUCAACUCUCAAAAGAUUUUAACCGUGUACGAUCAGUUACAAAAGCUAGAAAAGAUGCACUCGAGCUUAAUCGAUAAGUUACAAGUAGGAAGUUAA
Molecule: messenger RNA, 486 nt
Organism: Bathycoccus prasinos
Lineage: Eukaryota; Viridiplantae; Chlorophyta; Mamiellophyceae; Mamiellales; Bathycoccaceae
Exons: 2
Coding region: 1-486 (161 amino acids)
Biological process (GO): intracellular protein transport; vesicle-mediated transport
Cellular component (GO): intracellular membrane-bounded organelle; membrane coat
Source: RefSeq, a predicted model, not a curated record